This is a messenger RNA of Gracilinanus agilis (Agile Gracile Mouse Opossum), 2072 nucleotides long. RefSeq names its product mutL homolog 1 (gene MLH1). The record is from RefSeq and is a predicted model, not a curated record. Gene Ontology annotation, cellular component: MutLalpha complex. Gene Ontology annotation, biological process: mismatch repair. NCBI's taxonomy places the organism in Eukaryota, Metazoa, Chordata, Mammalia, Didelphimorphia, Didelphidae. Bases 1 to 1959 code for a protein of 652 amino acids. The transcript has 17 exons. Gene Ontology annotation, molecular function: mismatched DNA binding; ATP hydrolysis activity; ATP binding.
AUGGCGGCAUCAGGUCGUGGUGCCAAGCACAGGGCCCUGGCCAGCAUUAGCCACGUGGCCCACGUGACCGUGACCACCAAGACAGCGGAGGCCAAGUGCGCCUACAGAGCAAGUUACUCAGAUGGAAAGCUCAAGGGCCCUCCUAAGCCGUGUGCGGGGAACCAGGGGACGCAGAUCACGGUCGAAGACCUUUUUUACAAUAUCGCCACAAGGAGGAAAGCUUUAAAAAACCCCAGUGAAGAGUACGGGAAAAUCUUGGAAGUUGUUGGCAGAUAUUCUGUCCACAACUCGGGCGUCAGUUUCUCGGUGAAAAAGCAAGGAGAAACGGUGCCUGACAUUAGAACCUUGACGAAUGCCACGGUGGUGGACAACAUCCGGUCCAUCUUUGGAAAUGCCGUGAGCAGAGAGCUGAUCGAGGUGGGCUGUGAUGACCCCCUGCUCUCCUUCCGCCUGAAGGGCUACAUUUCCAACGCCAACUACUCUGUGAAGAAGUGCAUCUUCUUACUCUUCAUCAACCACCGCCUGGUAGAGUCGAGCGCACUGAGGAAGGCCGUGGAGAGUGUGUAUGCCGCGUACCUGCCCAAGAACACGCACCCGUUCCUGUACCUGAGCCUGGAGAUCGCCCCCCAGAACGUGGAUGUCAACGUGCACCCCACCAAGCACGAGGUACACUUCCUCCAUGAGGACAGCAUUCUGGAACGCGUGCAGCAGCACAUCGAGGGCCGCCUCCUGGGUGCCAAUUCCUCACGCACCUACUUCACACAGACUCUGCUGCCCGGCAUUGCCGGCCCUGUGCCCGAAGGGGCAAAGUCUGCGGCCGGGGCCUUGGCGCCGCCUCAGGGGCCCAGCGACAGGGUCUAUGCCCAGCACAUGGUGCGCACGGAUUCCCGGGAGCAGAAGCUCGACGCCUUUCUGCAGCCCGUGAGCAGAGCCUCUGCUGAGCACCCCCCAGCCCCGAGCCCCGAGCGUCGGACGGCGCCUGGAGCCGCGCAGCCUGAUGAGGAGAUGGAGGAGCUGCCCGAGGGCCCUGGGCCGGCUGCAGGUGCCACGGGGCCGCCGGAAGGCCUGGAAGAAAGGGAGAGGCCACCCCCCGAAGCAGCUUGUCCCAGGAAGAGGCCUCGGGAGGAUUCUGAUGUGGAAAUGAGGCUGGAUGAGAUGACGGCGGCCUGCUGUCCACGCAGGAGGGUGGUCAAGCUGACCAGUGUCCUGACUCUGCAGGAUGAGAUCAGCGAGAGAGGCCAUGAUGCUCUCCGGGAGAUGCUGCGUGACCACUCCUUCGUGGGCUGCGUGAGCCCGCAGUGGGCACUGGCCCAGUACCAGACCCGGCUCUACCUCCUCAACACCACCUGCCUCAGCGAAGAACUCUUCUACCAGAUCCUGAUCUGUGACUUCGCUAACUUCGGGGUCCUGAGGCUCUCGGAGCCGGCGCCCCUGUACGAGCUGGCCAUGCUUGCCCUGGACCACCCCGAGAGCGGCUGGACGGAGGAAGAUGGCCCCAAGGAAGGCCUGGCCGAGUACAUCGUGGAGUUUCUGAAGAAGAAGGCCGAGAUGCUGGCCGACUACUUCUCCCUGGAAAUCGAUGAGGAAGGAAACCUGACCGGCCUGCCUCUUCUCCUGGACAACUACGUGCCCCCGCUGGAGGGGCUUCCCAUGUUCGUCCUGCGCUUGGCCACCGAGGUAAACUGGGAUGAAGAGAAGGAAUGUUUCCAAAGCCUCAGCAAGGAAUGUGCCCGGUUCUACUCCAUCAGGAAGCAGUAUGUGGUCGAGGAGGCCGCUGGGCCGGGCCACGAGAAGGAAGAGUGCGAAUCCGCUCCCGUGUCCUGGAAGUGGACGGUGGAGCACAUUCUCUACAAAGCCUUCCGCUCACAUCUCUUCCCCCCGACACAUUUCUCCGAGGACGGGAACAUCCUGCAGCUCGCCAACCUGCCGGAUCUCUACAAAGUGUUUGAGAGGUGCUGAAGGAUUUCACUGGGGGGGCCUGGCCAGCACCUGGUCAGCACGUUGCUCUUCCUGUGUCCCCUACAGAGCAAUGCCAAGUGUUGUCAAUAAAUUGUUGUCCAAUUCUCGGUUCA